Molecule: messenger RNA, 1862 nt
Organism: Monopterus albus (swamp eel)
Lineage: Eukaryota; Metazoa; Chordata; Actinopteri; Synbranchiformes; Synbranchidae
Gene: dedd
Product: death effector domain containing
Exons: 4
Coding region: 1-969 (322 amino acids)
Biological process (GO): apoptotic process; extrinsic apoptotic signaling pathway via death domain receptors; regulation of apoptotic process
Cellular component (GO): nucleolus
Molecular function (GO): protein binding; DNA binding
Source: RefSeq, a predicted model, not a curated record
AUGGUUUCUGCUUCCGGCACCAGCGCCAACCUGUCCAGAAGAGAUGGCUGCUUUGAACCAUGGCCUGAAGAAGCAGUGGACAACUCCCAUGGACUGUACUCACUCCACCGCAUGUUUGACAUAGUUGGAGCACACCUUACACAUCGGGAUGUUAGGGUACUGUCUUUCCUGUUUGUGGACGUGAUUGAUGAGUAUGAGCGUGGGGGAAUCAGGAAUGGAAGGGAUUUCCUGCUGGCCCUAGAGCGCCAGGGCCGCUGUGAUGAGACCAACUUCAGACAUGUUCUCCAGCUUCUAAGGAUUAUCACUCGCCAUGACCUGUUGCCUUACGUCACACUCAGGAAACGGCAGGCUGUGUGUCCAGACCCUGUUGACAAGUACCUGGAAGAGACAUCCGUGCGCUACAUUUCACCAAGAGGAACAGUGCAGAGCAAGGACUCAACGCCUCACAGAAGAACAGGAGCCCACGUUGGCCCUACCAGAACAAAGCCAGCUCCUCCUGUACCAAAACGCAAACGAAAGAGAUGUCACUCCUCAGCUGACUGCAGAGAGAAGCAAACAUGUGAUAUUCGCCUCCGGGUUCGUGCCGAAUACUGCCAACAUGAGUCUGCACUUCAGGGCAAUGUAUUCUCAAAUAAGCAAGAGGCAGUGGAGCGACAGUUUGAGCGUUUUAACCAAGCCAACACCAUCCUCAAAUCUCGAGACUUGGGAUCCAUCAUCUGUGAUAUUAAGUUCUCUGAGCUCACCUACUUGGAUGCCUUCUGGAGGGACUACAUCAAUGGAUCAUUGCUAGAGGCUCUUAAAGGGGUCUUUAUCACAGAUUCCCUUAAACAAGCUGUGGGUCAUGAGGCUAUAAAACUGUUGGUCAAUGUUGACGAGGAGGACUAUCAAGCCGGGCGACGCAAACUGCUGCGCAAUUUGAUCACAAGUGGAGGAAGCCCACCUGGAAGUAGCAAAGAUUCUGCAUCUUAGACACUCUCCAUGUGGCUACAUAUGGAUGGAACACUGCUGUGCCUCCCCCACAAGGAAUAGAGUGAUAUGUGGUGGUGUCAUUUGAGGUGCCUGAAAGGACCUGGAGAACCUCCAGCCACCUCAUUGAUUCCUUAAGAGCUAAGCGUAUAGGACAUCUACUUGGGACCCCUAGGCAUAGCAUGUGAGGUCACUGGCAACUAAGUUAAUGAAAAAAAAGUAGGCAAUGCAUACAGGUUGGCUGUAUUUUGAAUGUUAAGCUGUUAACUUUCUUUAAGGAGGGGAAUGCUGAUCUGAUGUGCAUUGACAAACUAAUUUCUUGUUUCUGAUAUGUUAGCUCCAACACAUUUGUUACCUCUAAUGAUAUACUUCAAUCCUGAUUUUAAAAAAAGUGGACUGAAGCAUGUUUCUGUAUUGAAAAUACAGAAACAUGUUUACACGGACAUGUUACUCCCAGUGGGAGUUGGACCUUAUUGUCAAAUUGAUUACCCCCCCACCCCCCCGAUUUUUCAGGUGCAGCACAGAUUAAUUGGAUUAACCCGGUGAGAGUGUUCCCUGUUAUAGAAAGGCACAGACUGUAGUUCAGUUAUAAUUUGUCUGUUUCUGUCAGUGUACUUUUCCAAGACUUUGCAAAGUUUCCUUGGCUGUAAAAAUGAACCCUUUCAGAGCCUUUUCAAUUGGCUCAAAUCUGGUCACUUUUAGUUGGUCACAGUGUGUUUUUUGCUUUCUUUUAACAAAUUCUUUCACAGCUCAUGACCAGCAGGUGUGAUUCUGGUUUAAUUUUAUAUUAAUAUUGUCUGGUCAGUUCCAUUUACUUUAGACUUUGUAGAUUUUUCUCAUGUGUUUAAUUAUAUGGAAUGAAAAACUGAGUCAUUGACUGGUGCUUUUGAUUUGUU